Panthera uncia (snow leopard) is the source of this 2035-nucleotide messenger RNA. Its product is annotated as PWWP domain-containing DNA repair factor 3B-like. The transcript has 2 exons. NCBI's taxonomy places the organism in Eukaryota, Metazoa, Chordata, Mammalia, Carnivora, Felidae. The record is from RefSeq and is a predicted model, not a curated record. Bases 193 to 1539 code for a protein of 448 amino acids.
AAGUUCUCAUCACUUCCGGAAGAUGAUCAUAAGACAGGAGGCCGACCACACACACACACAACGGUCACGCGUACUCUAAAGGAAAGGCGAGCAAAGUCCUCGCGAAGCGGCAGUGUGUCCUCAAAGUUCCCAUCACUUUCAGAAGAUGAUCAUAAGACAGGAGGCAAAGGAAAUAGGGACACCUCAAGAGGUAUGUCUUUGCAUCGCACAGUCAAAGAGAAGGGUACAAGUGCUAAAGAUGGAGGUGUCCUUCCACCUUUGUCACCAAGCUUCAACCUCACUUUGCCCAAAGCUCACAAAGAAGGGGCACAUGACACCUACCCAAGGACCCUGGCUGUCUCCUCUGAAAGCUCUGCCUUCUCAGGGAAUGUUGAGGACCAUGGAGAGGUUGCCUGGAAGCCAGGCUUGGAAGGUGCAGCAGCAUCCUCCAGUGCCCCUAACCAGAGGCGGUGUUAUUCACUCGGUCUGGCAAAUAGAAAAAGGAAGCUGCAGGUGACAGAGUUUGAGAAAGGGCUGCAAGAACUUCAACCUUCAGUCAACUCAAAGGCUAUUAACCCCACCACCACUAUUAAAAAGAAUGCCAACAAAGAAAUGGGACAAGUGGCAAGCAUGGGUUUUCCACAAGGGCCUUGUCCCAUUGAAGGAGGAAUGAUGGUCUGGUUUAAAUUUCAGAAUCACCCAUUUUGGCCUGCAGUGGUAAAGAGUGUCAGCCAAACAGAGCAGACUGCAAGGGUGCUUUUGGUUGAGGCAAACAUGCACUGUGAAAUGAGUGGCAUUCGAGUUCCUCUUCGAAGAUUAAAGCACCUGGAUUGUAAAGAGAAAGAAAAACUAAUAAAGAGAGCCAGGAAAUUGUAUGAGCAAAGUGUGAACUGGUGCCUCUCCCUGAUUGCCCACUACAGAGAAAGGCUCAGGCGAGGUUCUUUUGCAGGCAGUUUCCUGGACUAUUAUGCUGCUGACAUCAGUUACCCAAUUAGGAAAGCCAUCCAAGACAGGGAUCUGGAGAUUGAUUUCCCAAAGGUGAAUUAUGCCGACCUGGAAGAUUCUGAGGAGGAGACCUCCCUGGACGGGAAGAAGCCCUGCAAGAAAAUUCUCCCUGACCGGAUGAAGGCUGCUCGGGACCGAGCCAACCAGAAGCUAGUGGACUUCAUCGUGAAAACAAAGGGGGCCGAUCACCAUCUUCUGGACAUUGUCCAAGGCAGGAAACAGUCCAGGUGGCUGGUAUCAUUUAGGAAUUCGAGCAGGUUCGUGAUCUGCGUUGAAACAUACCUGGAGGACGAAGACCAGUUGGAUGUGGUGGUAAGACAUUUACAAGAAAUCUACAAACAAAUAGACAAGAAAACGCUGAAUCUGGUAAGGGAUGACAAAGUGAGUUUUGUUCUGGAAGUUCUUCUGCCAGAAGCAAUCAUUUGUUCAAUUGCUGCACUUGAUGGAUUAGAUUACAAGGAGGCAGAAAAAAAGUACCUACAGGGGCCACCUGUGCAUUACCGGGAAAAAGAGCUAUUUGAUAAAAAUAUCCUAAAGAAAAUAAGAAAGAGAUAAGCAACAAGGAGCAAGACUAAUUAACUCCCCCUGUACCCACACUUUAGCAGGAAGACCUCUCAUUACCCUGUCUGUAUGAAAUGUGUGAUCGUUCCGCUCUCUAUGGCAUGCAAAUAUGUUCUGGAAAUUUGAGACCUUGGGAAUAUGCUGGAUUCAUUUUGGAUCCAUCUCUAGCACUUGUGGGUAGCACGGUCAUCAUCUUUUCUAGUACCCAAAUGCCUCACAAACUAAUUUGUUAAAAUAUUGCAAACAGUUGUACUUCCCUCUACUUGCUUGGAUGUGUAACUGUCCAGAUGUUUUCCUAACAUGGCUUUUAACCGUACUUCAUAUUUUAAUAUAGCACACACACAUUAUUUUAUUACAUGAAAGAGCACUGGUAUCAAACAUUAAGCAACAAUCAUUUUUAAAAUCCAAGAUAGUGAUUUGUGUGUGUGCAAAAUUUUCAAGAGUUAGCUGUUUUGAUUCACAAUAAAACCACUGUAUCUUUCACCUUGAA